UUCUAUAGUCGCGGGUCUCGUGCGCCUUCUCGUCGUUCUCUGUCGUCAACCGCAUCAGCUUUUCUUUGCUGACUUUCUUCUCCAUCGUCAACCGCCCCGCCUAGCCGAAGCCUGGGUUUGUGCGCUGCGAAGCUCGACCUCCGACGAAGCCAGCUGCGCCUCUUCUGCCGCUCGAUCGUGGGUCUCCCAGUGCGAUCGUCCUCACCGUCAGCCGCGCCACCGUCGAUUGUGGGUCUUCCAGCCGCGUCAGGUUUUUCCCUUCCAAGCGUCGUUCUCUGUCCGCUUAUUGUCAUCGGUGCUGAAAGCAGUCGGUUUGCGACAGUUCGACCGAGCGGUCUGUUUGGGAACGUAUGUUGGUGAAGGAAGUUCUCGAGCGGAGUAAGGUCUUGUUUUGGGACAGUGCAUUAUCCUGAGGUAAGUGGUUUAUUGCUGGUUGCCCUAGGAUGUUGUUAGGCCUGCCGAGAAAUUUUUGUCGUAUUUGAAGAUCUGUUAUGGCUUUUUUUGCUGAAUUUGAAGUAUUCAUACUGUGAUGAAGUUUAAGGAUUAAGGGGAUACUGUGAUAAGGUGCAUAGGGGAUAGUGGGCUAAUGUUGAAGCAUGAAUAUAAUGUGUUAAGGCCUGAUGUCUAUGAUGUAUGAGUUAUGAGUAGACUGUGAAAUAGUUGACUGAAGUAUGGGUAACGGUUUUAAAGUUUGAUGCUGAGUCAUGGCCUUGAUUGCAUGCUCAUGUUUGAUUAUGUACUGGAUGUUUGUAAGCUUAUGUCCAUAUGAGAUUUUAGUGACUGUUAGUGAACCAUUGGGCCAUGCACAUCGCAUGUGUGAGCCUUCGGGCCCACAUCCUAUGCUUAUGUACGACCUUUGUGUCACUACUUAUGAAAGCAUGCCUUCGGGUUCGCCCCUUAUGCCUAUGCCUAUGUUUAGCCUAUGUUUAUGAUGCCUUGUGCAUUUUGGAUCCAAUGGAUAGACUAAUAGAUCACAGAGUGGGCCCAGUAGUAGGCCGCUUACUGAGUAUAUUUUUAUACUUACCCUUUUCUUUCCCUAUUUUUCAAGUAAGAGUAAUGACAGAUUGGUGCAUGACAAGAGAGAUACGUGACCUGGCCAUUAGGACGAUUCACUGCUUCCGCAUAUAGUAUGAAAUCUGCUGGACAUUGUGUAAUUGUUGGUCAUGAAGAAGAAUAUGAUUCAACCAACACAAAAUCAUAAACUUCAGAAAAUUGUCAAAGUGAAGAGAAACCCCUGGAGAAAGGAAAAAGAUUGGAGAUAAUUAUCAAGAAGGUGCUUCGAUUACACUCCACCAGAAUAAAUAGAAACCCUUAGAAAAGGAACUGAAUGCGAGCAAAGAAGAAGAAGCAUCUUGCCAAUGUUUAACUUGGGUCCAUAAAAUCUUACUCAACAUCAACUUAUCCAGUCAUCUUUUUGUUUCAUUUACACAAUUCUGUUAGUAUGGAAAAACCUUUUAAAUCCAUUCUUAGAGACUACAAUUUUUCAUUUUAAAAACUUAAUGACCUAACAUAUCUAUUAUGUUGAAUUAUGAGUUUUUUCUUUUUUACUUGAAGUUAUUUACUUUAUUAUUUGAUUUAUUUUUCCGUUUUUGGUUUUUAUGUUUUUAAUUUUAAGUUAUUAAGUUUAUGCUUUUAAUAUGCCUUUAAUUUAAUUUAUCUUUUGUUCCUAUAAAAGGGUGAUGUCUCAUAUAAAAUAAGUAUCCUAAUUUUAUGUACCACAUUUUAAGUAUCAUAUUUUAUGUAUCACCAAUUUUUUCUUAUUUCAAUAAGAAUUUGAAUUUCAUUCUCAUUUUCAUUUCUCUUCUCUUUGUUUAACAAACAUUGAAAUAUUGUUUUGCUUUUGCAAAUAUUUAAUUUUUUUCAUUAAUUCCAUUUUCUCAAUAAUAGCAUCGGAGCUACUUUGAUUUUUCAAUAGUGCUGGAGAUACUUUGAUUUUUUUCAACAUAUUACAUAAAGUUCGAGACUUAAAAGAUAAUUUUUUAUAAGUCUAUAGUUAAGCAAGGCAACCAUUCUACCAAAGGUUAUAAGGUACGUAUUCAAUAUGCAUAUAUUCGAUUAGAAGAAAGUAACCAUUGUAGAUCAACAACUCCAAACGUUUGGAAAAUUCAAUCAAUCCCAUAAUGCCAGAGCAAGAAAUUGAAUAAGAAAAGCAAGCCGGCUGAAAAAAGAAAACACCACGAAGAAGAGGAAGAUGAAUUUGUUCUCUUCUUUUUUUCCUUUUGGCAUGUUUCUCGAUGGGCAUUUAAUAUAUAUAUAUAUAUAUAUAUAUAUCUAAACCUUUUCCUUUUACUUUUCCCUCUAAUAAAUUAUAUAUAUAUAUAUAUCUAAUCCUUUUAUUUCAUCACAUCAAUCUCAAAUCUUUCCACCUCAAUUAUCUUUAUUUGCCAACAUGAACGUAGUUUGAUUGAUAUAGUGCUUUUACUAUCGAUCUCGAAGUUAGACAGAUAUUCUGUCGAUGUUUUUAAAAAGGAUUAAAAUUUUAAAACUAAAACUUCAAAUAAGUCAUUUUUGUCGAUUACCAAAGAACGAGGAAGAAAAAGAAAAAAGAAAUAGAGAUGGAGGAGAAGAGGAGAGAAAGAAUAGAGAAGACCGAGGAGCGGGUGACUCAUCUUUGAUUUCUCUUUCAGGUUCGUCAAUAUGGAUCGAGCAGCUGGAUCAUCUUGCUCACAUUUUAAAUGGAGUUUUGAUGUAUUCUUAAGUUUUCGCGGAGAAGAUACACGAUCAAACUUCACGAGUCAUCUUAAUAUGGCUUUGCGUCAAAGAGGAAUCAAUGUUUUUAUAGAUAACAAGCUUUCGAGAGGAGAAGAAAUUUCUACAUCACUUUUGGAAGCUAUUGAAGAAUCCAAGAUCUCGAUCGUUAUAAUCUCUGAAAAUUAUGCAUCUUCGAGUUGGUGUUUGAAUGAACUGGUGAAAAUUAUUAUGUGCAACAAAUUUGGUGGACAAGUUGUUUUACCCGUUUUUUACAAAGUAGAUCCAUCUCAAGUAAGAAAACAAAGUGGAAGAUUUGGAGAAGAAUUUGCCAAACUUGAAGUUAGAUUCUUCAACAAAAUGCAAACAUGGAGGGAGGCUCUAACUACUAUUUCCCAUAUGUCUGGAUGGGUUCUGGAAAAAGAUGAUGAGGCUAGUUUGAUUCAAAAAAUUGUUCAAGAAGUCUGGAAGAAAUUAAAUCGUACAACGAUGCAAUUGCAUGUAGCUAAAUAUCCAGUUGGAGUUGACAUACAAAUUAUGAGUUUACUCUCACGUGUUAUGUUUGAUGGAAUUACUAUGGUCGGAUUAUAUGGAAUUGGAGGUAUGGGUAAGACAACUUUGGCCAAAGCAUUAUACAAUAGAAUUGCUGAUAACUUUGAAGGUUGGUGCUUUCUAGCAAAUAUUAGAGAAGCUUCAAAUCAAUAUGGAGGCCUUGUUCAACUCCAGGAGAAGCUACUGUGUGAGGUGUUAAUGGACGAUUUAAUCAAAGUUAGCAAUAUUCAUAGAGGAAUUAACAUCAUAAGAGAUCGACUAUGCUCAAAAAAGAUUCUCGUGGUUCUUGAUGAUAUAGAUACGAUUGAACAGUUACGAGUAUUAGCAGGAGGACAUGAUUGGUUUGGAGCUGGAAGUAAAGUCAUUGUGACAACAAGAAAUAAACAUUUACUUGCUAUUCAUGGAUUUGAUAUAGUGAAAAGUGUCAAUGGAUUGAAUAAUGAUGAAGCUCUUGAGCUUUUUAGUUGGCAUGCUUUUAAGAAUAGUCAACCCACAAGUGAUUAUUUAGAGCUUUCAAAACGUGCUGUGCAUUAUUGUAAAGGUCUUCCCUUGGCUCUUGAAGUGUUAGGUUCUUUCCUCUAUUCAAUUGAUCAAUCCAAGUUUGAUCGUAUAUUGGACGAAUAUGAGAACUCCUACCUUGACAAAGACAUCCGAGAUCUUCUUCAAAUAAGUUAUGAUGGACUCGAAGAUGAUGUAAAGGAAAUUUUCCUUUAUAUUUCUUGUUGCUUUGUGGGAGAAGAUAUAGACAUUGUUAAAAUGAAGUUAGAAGCAUGUGGUAAUUUGUGUUUGGAAAAGGGAAUUACAAAACUCAUGAAUCUAUCACUUCUUAGCAUUAACGAAUUCAACAAGGUUGAAAUGCAUGACUUAAUACAACAAAUGGGUUCCACAAUUGCUCUUACAGAGACUUCUAAAUCUCGAAAAAGAAAACGAUUAUUGAUCGAUAGCGAUGCUAUGGACGUCUUAAACAGUAAUGAGGAAGCAAGAGCAGUUAAAGCCAUAAAGUUGGACUUUCGUAAACCCACUGAGCUGAACAUUGAUUCAAGAGCUUUUGAAAAUGUUAAAAAUCUUGUACUACUCAAAGUUAACAAUGCCACAUCAUCGGAAAGUACUCUCGACUUUCUGCCUAGUAGCUUAAGGUGGAUUAGUUGGCCUAGGUUUCCUUUUCCAUCUUUGCCUUCAAGCUACAAAAUGGACAACCUCAUUGAACUCAACUUGCCAUAUAGCUCCAUCAAAUAUUUUGGGAAAGGAUUUAUGAGUUGUGAAUUACUGAAGCGUAUUGAUCUUAAAGAUUCCAAGUUUUUGGAGGAAGUUCCUGAUUUAUCUUCUGCUAAAAACCUUAUGGUGUUGAAUCUUCUUGGGUGUACAAAUUUAGUAAGGGUUCACGAGUCAGUUGGAUCUCUUAGCAAACUUGUUGAAUUAGAACUUUGUAGUCAUGAGAGUGGCUUUAAGCAGUUUCCCAGCGUCCUAAGGUUGAAGUCCCUAACAAGUUUGGCGUUUGUAGGGUGCAACUUAGUUGAAUGUUAUCCUCAUUUCAGUGAAGAAAUGAAGUCUUUAAAGGACAUAAUUUUUGACGGCAGUACUGUAGCAGAGCUAUCUCCAACAAUUGGAUAUCUUACUGGGCUCAAAGAUAUUGUCAUCUAUUGCACACAAAUCACAACUCUUCCAACUACAAUUUAUGGUUUAACCAAUCUUACUUCUUUCAUGAUCAAUACAACUAGUAUCUCAACAUUUCCUUCCUUAUUUCCUUGUGCACAUUCCUUAUUUCCCAAUCUAACCAUGUUAAACCUCUCUGACAAUAAUUUAACCAAUUUAGAUUUCUUAGAAACAAUUGCUCAUGUUGCCCCUUCAUUGAAAGAGUUGGACUUGUCUAGAAACGACUUUUUGAAUCUACCCUCGUGUAUUGUUAAUUUUAAAUCCUUGAGAAUUCUUGAUGUCACGGAUUGUGAGUUACUCGAAGAAAUUCCAAAGAUACCAGAAGACAUAACUUUUCUUAAUGCUACUGGGUGCAUAUCAUUGGUCGCAUUUCCAGACAACUUAGUUGAUUUCAUAUCUUCUGAUUCGGUCUGGAGUUCUGAAGAAGCAAAAUCCGUUCUUGAACCAGGGGAAAGCUCGAUAUUACUCCAAAUAUUGCCGUACGAGUAUAUGUGGUUGAUAGUACUUCAUCCUGAUAUAGAUUUUCACCCAACCUGGGAUGAUUUUAUGGAGGGAUCACCGGACUGUAAUAGGAAUAACGAUGAUGAUUGCAACAAUUCUACGACAAGUAUUUGGAAGGAAUUUAGGAUGUCGUUUGAGGUUACUGACAAAAGGUUCUUUGAAGGUGAAAUAAAUUUAAGCAUGUGUGGUGUUCAUGUCGUUAUUGAAGAAUAAUGAUUAUGUUAGAUUAUAACUGAUAUGGUUUUGGAAAUAAAUGAUUGAUUCUGAGAGAUGUUUGAAGUAGGAAAAUCAUGUGGAAUAAAUUUUGUGAUUUUCCUUUUAGUU
Molecule: messenger RNA, 5718 nt
Organism: Benincasa hispida (wax gourd)
Lineage: Eukaryota; Viridiplantae; Streptophyta; Magnoliopsida; Cucurbitales; Cucurbitaceae
Source: RefSeq, a predicted model, not a curated record